Molecule: messenger RNA, 1353 nt
Organism: Necator americanus (New World hookworm)
Lineage: Eukaryota; Metazoa; Nematoda; Chromadorea; Rhabditida; Ancylostomatidae
Exons: 12
Coding region: 1-1353 (450 amino acids)
Biological process (GO): isoprenoid biosynthetic process; ubiquinone biosynthetic process
Cellular component (GO): transferase complex; mitochondrion
Molecular function (GO): prenyltransferase activity
Source: RefSeq, a predicted model, not a curated record
AUGGCACAAGUGGUAGCGUUUAUGAAAGACUUUAAUUAUUCAAAAUGUUCUAUGCAGUCGAUUGGUUUUGGUAUAUUUUGGGUAAUACUAUCAGUGAUUGGAUUUGUGGUUUCUUUGGCGAUUUCUCCUCUUUGCUGUUCCGUUCCAUGUGACAGCGUUACGGAGGCAAAAAAGAUGUCUAGUGCGUCGACACGGUCGGCGUACAGACUUGCAAGGCAUCAAACUCAGAGUGUGUCACCGUUAUUUCGACGAAAUUACUGUGUAGCAACUUCCGCUGCUCAGUUGCGCAAGCCCACAAUACCUGCCUUCGUAACAGAGAAGUUAAAAGAUAUGCAGGUUGAGAUAGCUAGUCAGUUCAUUUCUGACGUUCCACAGCCGACAGCAAGUUACACUCCUACGAAUACAAUACCAACAACAAGUAGAGACUUUACCAGUAAUUUGGAAAAAAUGGCCAAGUACUAUUUUGAACAGGGUGGUAAGAUGUUUCGACCGACUGUUGCUUUGUUGAUGGCAAAUGCAUGUAAUAUUAGCGCUCCGAAAGGUGUUAGGUUAGAGUGUGGCACUGAAGAAGUAUCCCUUAACCAAUAUAAAAUUGGUAUGAUCAGUGAAAUGAUUCAUACUGCAAGUCUUGUGCAUGACGAUGUAAUUGAUGGUGCGGAUACUAGACGUGGUAACGCCUCAGUCAAUGCGAUAUGGGGUAACAAAAUGGCAGUUCUUGUUGGUGAUUUUAUACUUGCACGAGCAACUCAAAUAUUGUGUUCAAUAGGUCGACCGAACGUUAUUUCAGUCAUGGCGUCGAUUAUUGAGGAUUUAGUGAUGGGUGAGUUCAUGCAAAUGACAGCAAAAACAGAAGUAGCAGAGAACAGGAUGGAACAAUACAUGCAAAAAACUUUCAAGAAGACUGCUAGUCUUUUUGCAAAUAGCUGCAAGAGUGUAGCUCUUCUUGCAGAGGCCAAUUCUGAAUUGCAAUGGCGAGCUUCUGAGUAUGGACGCAAUCUAGGGAUAGCUUUCCAGUUGGUAGAUGACUUGCUAGACUUCGUGGCUUCAUCUGAUGUAGUAGGGAAGCCAGUCGCUGCCGAUCUGAAACUAGGUCUUUCUACUGGUCCCGUAAUACUCGCAGCUCAGCAAUAUCCUGAGCUGAACAUUUUGAUGGCUCGGAAGUUUGCCGAAUGUGGUGAUGUCGAUCGUGCAAGAGAUAUUGUUCUGAACUCAGAUGGUAUUGAAAGGACGCGGCAACUUGCACGUCAACAUUCGCAGAACGCAGCCAGAUUAGCUUCGACAUUACCGAAUAAUGAUGGCGCUGCUGAUGUUCUUGUGGAUUUUGCACUUUCACAACUAGAUAGGCAAUCAUAG